Messenger RNA from Seriola dumerili (greater amberjack), 3459 nucleotides. RefSeq names its product G protein pathway suppressor 2 (gene gps2). Gene Ontology annotation, biological process: regulation of transcription by RNA polymerase II. Gene Ontology annotation, molecular function: transcription coregulator activity. The coding region runs from base 343 to 1341 and encodes 332 amino acids. The transcript is spliced from 11 exons. NCBI's taxonomy places the organism in Eukaryota, Metazoa, Chordata, Actinopteri, Carangiformes, Carangidae. Gene Ontology annotation, cellular component: transcription regulator complex. The record is from RefSeq and is a predicted model, not a curated record.
CGUGCCCGUAGUUACUAUAGGCGUCGUAUAAAAGGGGAAUUUGGACGUUUGUAUUUGUUUAUUUGGACAAGUGGUGACGUAUCCGUCCAAAUACGAUAUAAACUUCAAUUCCCAGAAUGCAAUUCAGAGAAAAACAGACGUCUUUGACACCGGAAGCGAAACCAAAUCACCCGGGUUGAGAACCUCUUAGUCUGUUUAUAUUUUGUUGAGAAGUUUUGAUUUUAUGUUGUUUAACGGCCCCAGACACAGUCCAGUGGCCUCAAAUUGAAAACCGCAAGACGGUUAGGUUCUUAUUAAACGACUCACAAAGCGACAAAACUGGCCCCUCCACUGCCUGUCACCAUGCCCGCCCUGCUGGAGAGACCAAAGCUGUCCAAUGCGAUGGCCAGAGCCCUCCACAAACACAUCAUGAGGGAGAGGGAGCGCAAGAGACAAGAGGAGGAGGAGGUGGACAAAAUGAUGGAGCAGAAGAUGAAGGAGGAGGAAGAGAGGAAGAGGACAAAAGAAAUAGAGGAGAGGAUGUCCUUGGAGGAAACCAAAGAACAGGUAAUGAAGAUGGGUGAGAAACUUCAGGGACUCCAAGAAGAGAAACACCAGCUCUUCUUACAGCUCAAGAAAGUUCUUCAUGAAGAGGAAAAGAGACGCAGAAAGGAGCAGAGUGAUAUCACAACACUGACAUCGGCCAGCUACCAACCCAGUUUGCCCAUGCAUGCAGGGCAGCACCUCCUCAGCAUUCAAGGCAGUCCAGUCAGCCACAGUCGACCUGGUGCGCUGCUUGGUGAACGGAGCAAACAGCUGUUCCCAGCUACUGUGAUUCCAACACGUCACUAUCAGACGCCUGGCUUCAGCUCGGGCUCAGCAGAACACGGGCAGUUCAGUGGGGGCCAAGGGGUCCAUGAGCCCUAUGGGGUGGCCCAGGCCCAGCAUCCCUCCACCUAUGCCCCUGGACCAUCUGUACCUGUCAGUUUUGCAAGCAGCUCUCAGAUCAGAGGUGCGUCUGCGUUUCAGGCCAUGCAGUAUCUCCCCCACCAGCAGCCCGGCUACCCCGUCCACAGUCACUUCACCUCUCAGCCUGGAUACAUCCCUGGAGCAGGAAUACCCCUUCAGAAGCAGCUGGAACAUGCCAACCAACAGUCAGGCUUUACUGACGCUGGUGCUUUGAGGCCUAUGCAUCCACCAGCCAUGCAUCCUUCUGCUCCCGGACUGCUGCCCACACCCUCAAUGGCGGUCCAGAUUCCCACUGCUAAGGCCCCGUUCCAGAGCUCUCCCCAGGGUGCUCCUCGCCACAGCUUCCUCCCCCACAGCCAGAGCGGGCAGAGGUUCUACCACCAUGGCAAGUAACUCAGUCACGUUCACCUUCACUGUCGCCAAGGUUUCCCAGCUUCCCUCUAGACUCUGGAGAACCUGUUGGAUGAGUAAUGGAUCGGCCUCGUCAACAGAUGUCAUUGGGUUGGAUUAUGCCAUAUGGUUUGAUGGGUUUUUUUUUUUUUUUUUCCUGUACAGUAUUUGGUUUUUAAGUUGUGUUUUGACUUUGUUCAUGAGUGAUCAGCAGUCCUCAUGUUUCUGUGCUUCUGUUGACAUCCAGUUUUGAUUUUUGUAUAACUUCAAAUGAUGUUAAGUUGUAAAAUAGCUUAAUAUUUUACUUAUACUGUAAAGCCAUUCUGGAGGUGCUUUAGUGCACUAAAAUGUUAAUAUCUUGUAUAAAGCCAGACUGCAUGAACCAGAGCUUAUUCUUUGUAUACUAACAUCUCAUCAUGACAACAUCAGUGGAGGGUUGAGUGUCACUGCAAAGACUUUGCUCACUAAAAAUAGCAAAAACCAGAAUAGAGGAAAAAAAAUUCAGCAACACUUGAACUGUGGUUGAAUUUAGAGUUUGUGGAUUAAAUCAACCUGUUUCUGCUAAGGUCACAAAAACACUGAUGAACACUACUGUAACAGAAACACAUUGGUUUAACCGAAACUCUAUUUCAGUGUGUUGCUCAUUUCUGGUUGAUCACAUUAGACCCAUUAGGGUUGGUUACCAAAAAUUAAAUCAAGAUGACCGUGGUCGUGACACAGUUAUGGAGGAUUUCCAGUGUUUUGCGUUGUCCUCUCAAGCAUAAAUCAGGUUUAAGUCAGUUCUGUUUUCAAACUUUUAUGUUGCAAAAUAAAACAAUAAGCAAACGCCACAUCCAACAGUUUGUGUCAUCUUUAUUUUUUUUGGCCAUGGAGACAUUCUGCACAGUUCGGACUUGCUGUUAUGAACACAAAGUAAGGAUACCAAACUGCCACAACUUGUCUGCCUCUUGAAUCAUUGCUCAAAGUUUGACAGCACGCCAAAUAAUACUCUAGUCAUUUCUCCAAACAGCUCUGUGUGAAGGCCCGGUCUGAGCUCUCUGCAAAGGGGGUUUUUUAAGAAGCGAAUGAAGUUAGAUUGAGGUUUGGCUGUAGGACUUCAAACAAAUGAGAAUUUGUGUUGUCGGAGCAGGGUUUUGUUUCUCUUUGACGCUUCACACCUUGAGACAAAAAGAAACUGAACCUGGCUGUGCCAUGUUGGUAACCUUUGUUUAACAGACAAGUUUGAGGUGAUGAAAUAAACAGCAAAAGGACAGGCUUGUUCAGAUCAACUGCCAAAAGAAAAGUGCCACACAGAAAAAGACAGAACCUAGUCGCCUAUUCAGUCCUGUACGGCACACACUCUGAACAAGCCUCAACAGAACAACGCAGAUCUAGAGUUGAAGCCCUUGAUAAAACAGGGGAACAUAUAAAAAAACAAAACAGACAUUAUCACCACUUUUCUUUCCCCUGAUGGUAGGUAGCUACUGAAUAUUUGUAGACCUACUCAGUUAUGAGUGAGAGACCUUCCUCUCGUCUUUUUACAUCUGUACGCCUGGCCUUAGAUGUGGUUUCAUUACGUGUGAAUGUACAUAUAGAUUUUUUUCCAAUUAUUUAUUAAAAUUCAUCUCUAAUUGAACCCAAAAGGAAGGUCAGAAAACAGAGUGAGGGAGAGAGAGUAUGAAAAACGAAGACAAAAAGAAAGAAAAAAGAGGGAGAAUAGCAUUGACGAGGCAAUAUCCCCUCCUUUUCCCCAGGUCCAGUGCAUCUCGUUUUGCCCCUGAAACAGAAUUACAAGGGGGGAGGAAUGAGAAGAAAAAAAAGAAAGAAAAGUCAGAAACCAGAGAGGGAAGAUACUUGAGAAAAACGAGAGAAACAUAUUUUAAUGAGACAGUGAGUGUUUUAACUGUCCUCCACAGAGGACACAUUGCACAAACAACAGCUUUAAGCAUAUUUUUUGUGGACACUUUAGUCUACAGCCCGCAGGUUGCAGGUGAGAAAGUGCAGGAAAGAAAGUGCAUAAAACAGUUUGACCCAACAGUUACAACAACGCUACAAGCCGUUUCUUAGAGGGAAAUACAGGAAGCAACUGGCUAUAUCAGGCUGUAAAUUGAAGUGCAACCCACAGGAAAAAAAAAAAAAAAA